UACGUCUUGACUUUAUUUUUGUCGUAAUACCUGCAAUGCUCUAUAAAACAUACACAAAUUAUUUAGAAAUUUAGACAUACUUUUAUCAUGUGCUCCUAAUUUAUAGACUUUGUCUUCAUUUUAAUAGAACCAAAGAGAAAUUGCAGGGAAAUGUCUCUCCGUUAUGACUAAAAAUGGUGACUGUGUGAUCUGCGCUUGAAAUAAAGACUUUUGUUAAAUUGAUUAAAGUGUUUACACACACGUGCGUUUUAGGAAUGAAUAUGGAUAUGAACCAAAUUAUAUUCGUAUAGUCGGUUUGUAAGUGUUACUUUUCCGACACUCAGAAUUUAGUACCGAAGUUUACAAUUCCGUUAUAAAAUGUCUGAGAAAGAAAGUGACAGCAUGGAUGAGAUCAACAGUUUUCCGCCAGAUUUCUCUUCGGCAGAAAAUCAGGAAGCUCGAGCAUUUCUGCGGGAAAGGUUUCUAAGAGCAGUUACAGGAAUUGUAGGUAAAGGCUGCGAGUUCCGUAUGUUUGGCAACACAAAUGUGACUGCCGAAUUUCGAGGUUCUGAUGUGGAUGUUAUGCAUUUCUACGUUAGGCAACUGAAAACUCCACUAGGAACUUUACCUGAAGCUAUUCUGCGAACCAGUGAUAUAAUCAAAAUGCACUUGCCCAAUAUAGAUGACUUGAGGACAUGAUGUGUAUAAAUGGUUUGUGGCAGAGGGAAGUAAAUGUACAUAUGUAGUGAGUGUUGGUUUACAUAAGUGUUUUUAGUUCAUUUAUUAGUACAAAUACUAUGAGGCCAUGAAUUCAUUGUAUCAUUUGUUUAUCCAUAUAUGUCUUGUUAUAUUUCAUAACACUGAUUAUUUAACACUGCAUUGAUCUGUAAUAUAUGGAGUUAUGAUUUUAUGAGAUUUCUUCCUCUGAGUAAAUAAGAUACAAAGCAACUGUUACAACAAUAGUAAUGGAGUAUUGAAUUGCCCACAGUGUGUAUUAGGUUUCUUCUGGAUAUGCAAUUAUUGAUUUAGUCCUUCGUGUGCAGUCAGUGAUGUGGUAUCUUCUGUGUUCUAGAUUACAAACCUUUCAUUAACAGUGUUUGUUUGGAAGGUCAUAGUUCUUUCACUGGCACACCUUAUGCUGGAAACUGCACAGCCAGUCACAUCACUACAUGCCUAAGCUGUGUCUUGGUGUUUACUUUUUUUGUUUAGGAAACUUUAUAUUGCAAAAUAGCAGUGCCAUCACUGAAAAGUACUAGCAUAAUGGUGUUACAACUGUUGUAUUUAUUUUGUCACUUAUUAUAGUGUGGUUAAAAUCAAUAGCUGCGAUUACCACAAUGAGCUGAUGGAAUGCCUAAAUUCUGUAUACAUCUGGAUGUUAAUUCAGUAUAGGUAAAUGCUUAAGCUAAGUUUAUUUAGUUUAGUUUAGGUAGGUGUGUAGUAUGAGCCAGUAGACUUUUAGAUUAGCCUCUGUUUAUAUAAUUGUCUGCCAUUCCUACUGUACAUCAAGGUAACGCCACAUGUUACAAUAUUGUAUGGUGAUUUCGAGGUUUUACAGCCAUUUUAAAUUAACAUUAGGUUGCUGAAUCAUGUUUAUAUUUUAUGCUCUUUUUCUGAAUUUGAAAAUGUAAAAUAUGAGAUGACUCUCUUAAUCUUAAUAAAUGUAAAAGUAAAAGGAGCAUAUUUUAUAUAUAGUCAAUUAAAUAUGGUAUUACUGUUUUUAGUGUAAAUUUUAUUUUCAUUGGAACAUGUUACAGUUAUGCUUACUUCUCAAAUAUUUUUGCAUCAUCCAUUCCAUUUUACAGUGCAUACUACAAGAUAACAGUGUAUAUGUGAAUGCAUAUUUGUAGGACAUGUAUUUUGAUACAUGUUUGAAUUAUUGCUUCGUUGAUGUCUGUUGCUUGGUUAGUUGUCCAUAAAUUACAACACAUAUGCUUGAGAAAGUGUUUAUUGUUGACAGAUUUUUACAUUUAUGUUUAAAAUGUCUCAUGGAAGACCAAAUGUUGAAGUAGGUUGAUAAACACUAACACUGAGUUUGGAAGGCAGCUAUCAGUAAAAUGUAUGAUACAGACAUUGGCAAAAGUAUUACCAUACCAGAAAUUGGCAUCAUGCCAGCGCGGCAGAAGUGUCAAUAUGGUGUCCUAUUUUGGUGGCAUUUAAAUAUGAGUCUAUUUUGGGGGUGGGAAUGUAGCUCUCUAACAGAUGUCAGACACCCAUUUGCAUAUAUUUUCUUGAUGGUAUUUGGUAACAUUUCUUCUCAGAAACCUUGUACCUCAGGAUUUGGUGAUUUAAGUAAUAUGGUGUUACACCCAUGUAGCCAAAGUAAGCCUUGGCCCUUCUGCAUCAGGCAGGGUGCCUGAUUUUCCAGAGGAACUGUAUUUCUCACACUGCCAGAUGUCUGUCUAUAAGAAUAUCCAAAAGAGAUAUCAUGAUUCCAUGUGGAGAAAUUUACAGAAUGUUUGGGAAAAUAUUACUCAUUUGCUGCACAUGACAUUGCUUGAAUCUCGGCCAGUGACCGAAGUACUAUGCCUUUGACAUAAUGACUGUUAUGUUGAAUAUGUAUUUUAAGUGUUCCUUUACAGUAAGAUGAUUGUUUGUUCUUUUAAAAAGUAUGCAUAUUGCCACUGUCAGUUUUCUUGAAACAAGAGAAAUAAAUAUAAAGAAACGUGAA
Messenger RNA from Zootermopsis nevadensis, 2647 nucleotides. RefSeq names its product gem-associated protein 7. Lineage: Eukaryota; Metazoa; Arthropoda; Insecta; Blattodea; Termopsidae. Gene Ontology annotation, cellular component: SMN-Sm protein complex. Gene Ontology annotation, biological process: spliceosomal snRNP assembly. The record is from RefSeq and is a predicted model, not a curated record.